This is a messenger RNA of Naegleria fowleri, 828 nucleotides long. RefSeq lists its product as uncharacterized. The record is from RefSeq and is a predicted model, not a curated record. Gene Ontology annotation, molecular function: protein binding. NCBI's taxonomy places the organism in Eukaryota, Heterolobosea, Eutetramitea, Acrasida, Naegleriidae. The coding region runs from base 1 to 828 and encodes 275 amino acids. The transcript has 2 exons.
AUGAUAAACUCUUUUAAUCAACAACAACAACAACAACAACCACUCACGCAACUGAAAGGAGAAACCAUCACGAAAAGCAACAGUCCGAUCUGUGUGAGAGCCAUGAAAUAUUCGCCCACAUUGAUCGUGGCAGAUUCUUCGACCAGUAAUAUUACCUUGUAUGAUACGAUGAAUCGCUGUGUUCGGGAAACAUUUACAGUAACUACGGGAUGUGUCAAGGGUGUUGGUGUGGAUCCAUCCAAUGAUAGUUUUUACAUCACUACUGGAAAAUUACUAGUGAAAUAUGAUUCGGAAGGUGUGUAUCUUGGAAAAUAUGGAAAGAAUUUAGAUUUGAAGAAUCCUUAUGGAGUUGCUGUGGAUGAUGCUGGAAAUUGUUAUAUUGCUGAUCUUGAUGGGAAAAUUGUGGUCAUGUCCAAUGAGGGACUGCUUGUGAGAACAAUUGAGAUGGAGAAGCCCUACGAUAUUUGUUUUGAGCCUGAAUUCAAAUAUAUGGUCGUUUCAGAUCAAAAGAAAGAUGUCAUUAGGUUGAUAACAAAGAAUGGAGAGAAGGUGAAAAAAAUUGGAUGUAAGGGAAAUGCAAAAGGACAAUUCAAUUCACCAAGUGGUGUUUUUGUGGAUGGUUUUGGGCAAAUAUUUGUGGUAGACAGUUCCAAUCACCGAAUUCAAAUGUUCGACAAGACUGGAAAGUUUUUGGCUGCCAUAGGAACGAGAGGUAAAAAUGAUGAUGAACUGGAAUUUCCUAGAUCUGUUUGUGUUGACUAUUUGGGAGUGAUGUAUGCUGCAGACACAUCAAACAACAGAGUCCAAUCUUUCAAAAGCUCUGUAUGA